Molecule: messenger RNA, 453 nt
Organism: Pisolithus orientalis
Lineage: Eukaryota; Fungi; Basidiomycota; Agaricomycetes; Boletales; Pisolithaceae
Exons: 1
Coding region: 1-453 (150 amino acids)
Source: RefSeq, a predicted model, not a curated record
AUGCGCUUCGACGUCGCUUUUCCAAUCGAAUCCGUACGGUUUCAGGAGCGCGACCAUCGAUCAAAACUCGCAGACUCCGAUCUCGACAAACCCGCCGCUAACAGGCCGCUGACGAAGAUGUUGAUCAACUUCGCCUGGGGCCCAUUUGAGUGGGAUGUAAACGUCAAGAAUGCAAGAGGUAUCACAUGUCGCGAUGUGCUCGAAGCCAUUUACGACACCUUCAAUGAGCAACUCACGCUGUACGAAAAGAAGCUCAUACCCCCGCAUCUGCGGAAAGAGUGCGAGGAGGCUUUCAAACUACGCUGCAAGGUCGUACCAGGCCUGGAACAGGUUGAGUUCCGACAAGGUUUGAAACGUGUUGAUGUUCUACGGCACGGUACCAUCUUUCUGGGCUUGACACAACCAAAAUCGGAUGGUGAUUGGACCCUCAAUCUGGGGAAAUGGCCUUUCUAG